Molecule: messenger RNA, 821 nt
Organism: Achroia grisella
Lineage: Eukaryota; Metazoa; Arthropoda; Insecta; Lepidoptera; Pyralidae
Gene: Rpb5
Product: DNA-directed RNA polymerases I, II, and III subunit RPABC1
Exons: 6
Coding region: 142-774 (210 amino acids)
Biological process (GO): DNA-templated transcription
Cellular component (GO): RNA polymerase III complex; RNA polymerase I complex; RNA polymerase II, core complex
Molecular function (GO): DNA-directed RNA polymerase activity; DNA binding
Source: RefSeq, a predicted model, not a curated record
AGUAUCUGUGGCUUCUGUGGUUUGUUAGCAUUUUUCAUGCUAAGUUAAAACUUUUUUUUAUUUAUAUUUAACAUUACUUAUUAUUGCUUUUGUUUAAUAUUUUAAUUUAGUAAUUAAUUCAUGAUUUAAGUUAUAAUAAAAAUGGAUGACGAUGCGGAAACAUACAAACUGUGGCGAAUUAGAAAAACUGUUAUGCAGCUUUGUCAUGAUCGGGGAUAUUUAGUAACCCAGGAUGAGUUGGACCAAACAUUGGAGCAGUUUAAAGAACAAUUUGGUGACAAACCAAGUGAGAAGCGGCCGGCUCGUAGUGACUUGAUUGUCUUAGUAGCUCACAAUGAUGACCCUACAGACCAAAUGUUUGUGUUCUUCCCAGAUGAACCUAAAAUUGGAAUUAAAACUAUUAAAACAUAUUGUACUAGAAUGCAAGAGGAAAAUAUUCAUAGAGCUAUUGUGGUGGUUCAAGCAGGUAUGACACCAUCAGCAAAACAGUCAUUAGUGGAUAUGGCGCCAAAGUAUAUUUUAGAACAGUUCCUUGAGUCUGAAUUACUGAUCAAUAUAACAGAACAUGAACUGGUUCCAGAGCACAUAGUUCUAACUCCAGAUGAAAAACAAGAGCUGCUUGCUAGAUACAAAUUAAAGGAGAACAUGUUGAUGAGAAUACAGGCUGGUGAUCCCGUCGCUAGGUAUUUUGGACUCAAGAGAGGACAGGUCGUGAAAAUUAUCAGAUCAUCGGAAACAGCCGGAAGAUAUAUUUCAUAUAGAUUAGUUUGUUAAGUCUAGGUUUAUAAUUGAUAAAAGUCCAAUAAAAUUCCAUUUCUAUA